Harpia harpyja (harpy eagle) is the source of this 5917-nucleotide messenger RNA. It is a transcript of the gene PPP4R1, whose product is annotated as protein phosphatase 4 regulatory subunit 1. The transcript has 21 exons. NCBI's taxonomy places the organism in Eukaryota, Metazoa, Chordata, Aves, Accipitriformes, Accipitridae. The coding region runs from base 2270 to 4990 and encodes 906 amino acids. Gene Ontology annotation, molecular function: protein binding; protein phosphatase regulator activity. Gene Ontology annotation, biological process: protein dephosphorylation. The record is from RefSeq and is a predicted model, not a curated record.
GUUGCACCAGGAUGCACCUCAGGUGGGUAUUUCCUAGUUUUCAGAGAUUUGAGCAUCACUUGGACUUGCCACUGAAUUUGUUGCUGUCCUGGAAUGACAGCAGGAACCCGAGGCAAACUUAACUUUGUACUAACCAAGCACUUUGUCAGCAAAUUUAGGUGCUAAUUUAUUCAUGGUUGGCAUACUAAUGUGUUUAUAGUCCUUCUGCGAGGCCUUCACUGGGAGCAGUGGCAGCUGGACUCUGAUGUUAAGGUUCACGGGUAGCCACCAGCUCAAGCUGUUGCCCAGGAAACAGGGAAAAUUAAAUAAAACUGAGUGGUGCACAGUCAAAAACUUUCACAACCACAAGGGAUGUAUCAAAAAAACCCUUUAAUUAGAGGGAGAUAAUAAGAACAGGAAAAGGGAAGGGAAGGAGAGAAAGGAAGGAAAAGGGGAAGGAGAAGAAAGGAGAAGCUUCAUGAUGAACACCUCUUUUUAGCAGAAAUGCUUCAAUACGAGAUACAUUUUCAAAUGCAAAUCAACUGUGUCCCAGGCUUCAGCCAUCAGGUUUUCAUGUGUAUCCAUUUGUAUUACAUGUGCUUCCGUGUGUAUAUGUAUCUUAAUCUGUGUGUUUAGUCAUGGGCCAGUAUUGGUAAAGAACAAAAAGAUGGUCUAUAAAGUAAAGGGUGUGUGUUUUAACCAUAAAGCACAACAUAUGCGUGCAGACAGAAUCCUGCAGGUGGACAAGAAAACUAUGAGUAAUUAUUACUCAAGAGGAUAGGCAGUUGCCUUGGUGCACCAGCAAUCUAACCCCAAUACAUUUUUUGGUAGGCUUUACAGGAAAAGAGAAUUUUGGGGAGGAAUCCGAAGGAGGAUAGCGAGAUGGCUGUGCCGGUGUUUAUGGGAAGCUCUUCCCACACACGAAGGGCAGCCUGGGAGAAAUGCAAAGCUAGUUAAUACAUGGACAUUGAAAGCUGGCAUUGUUGUCUGAUCAGACUUGCUUUUUAGAUCAAAUGAGAGAAAAUAGAUAAAAAUAUGCUAGAUAAUAAUAUAAUGAGAUGAGUGAGUUCUUGGGGCUGCAGGGGUUUUGAGCCUGAGGUCCUUAUACCUGGAGCGGUUUUGACUAAAGAAAUGUUGCUAAUACAACUACAGAAUAACAUGCUGCAAAUACAUCUAGAUGGAUGUUGGGUAUCUUGUGCUUAACUUGGUCACUUGUGUAGGUUUGAAAGGAUUUAUGUAGUACUUCACAUAAAUGCUAUAAUGUCUUGCUGAUUGCUGUGGACUUUUUUGAGAUACGUCAUGUAGAUAGCAAUACAGGUGUCUUUUAUGACAUGCAAAGGAUCUUGCCAAGGAGUCUUCCAUUUGUAUCGUUCCAUCCAUAGCCUUGGCUUCCACCCUUUGUAGUGUGUUUUUCCAUGAGAUAGAGUGUGUGAAGGCGGGUUUAUCUCUUAAGUUUUUUACUUCCCAGCACCUGUAAGGGUACUCAAACUGACUAUGAGAACUCCAGCACAAAAUCGAACGUUUUGGCAGGUGCUAUGUUACUUGCUCCUUAACACGUCUCAUCUAAUAAAACAAGUCUGUUAUGAAAAUUUUCUUUCAUAAUUAGGUAUGUUAUUUUAGAAUGGCAAUUCAUCAUGCUGUCUGAAAGAGUCAGCAUCUGUCCUACACUUACAGGGUCUCUGUCUGCCUUGCUUGUGACCAGGGAAUCUUACCAUCAACUUGAACUUUGGAUCAGGCCCUUAAGGAGUACCUGGGGAUUUAUUGAGGCCAAGAAGUUUAGAAAUAUCUGGUUACUUAUUCAUUAAGUGGGAUUUUGCACUGUGUGUUGGCAUGAAGCCAAAUAACUUUUUUUUAUUAUUUUUUUCCCUCCAUGUGUGUGUCACUGUACAAGUCAAAGGUCUUGCGACAGAGUUUCUACUCACAGAGGAAGAGACCUUUCCUGAUGGCUACUAGUGAUGGCGUUGGGACCAGCUGUUGCGGAGGAACACAGUCUGAUGCUGUACAGGUAACAUUGGAAGAUCUAUCAAAACAGUUAAAAUGGCAACAACCACCAGCACUGACGAUGAGGUACAGCCGACAAACGCGGAAAACGAUGCGUACCUUGGUGUAUACGUACAACGAAACCCUUUAUUUUCACACCCGAAGUUAAAAGGCAGAGCAGCGAUGUGAUCUGUCGCUGCUCCAGGAGGACCUGCAGGAGGAGAUCGACGGAUUUGGUGUGGAUGACUACAGCUCAGAGUCUGAUGUGAUUAUUAUACCUUCAGCCCUGGACUUUGUCUCACAAGAUGAGAUGUUGACGCCUUUGGGAAGACUGGACAAGUACGCUGCAAGUGAGAACAUAUUUAACAGGCAAAUGGUGGCUCGAAGUUUGCUGGACACUUUGAAGGAAGUCAGUGAUGAUGAGAGAGAUUGUAUUGCUGUGUUGGAGAGAAUCAGCAGAUUAGCUGAUGAUUCAGAGCCAACAGUGCGGGCAGAACUGAUGGAACAGGUGCCUCAUAUUGCUAUGUUCUGUCAAGAAAACAGACCUUCAAUCCCAUAUGCUUUUUCCAAAUACUUACUGCCUAUUGUGGUACGAUACCUCGCAGACCAGAAUAACCAGGUAAGAAAAACAAGUCAGGCAGCAUUGUUAGUUCUGUUGGAGCAAGAACUCAUAGAGAGAUACGAUGUGGAGACCAAAGUAUGCCCUGUUCUGAUAGAUCUGACAGCUCCAGACAGCAAUGAUGAUGUGAAGACAGAAGCCGUGGCUAUAAUGUGCAAAAUGGCCUCCAUGGUGGGAAAGGACAUCACGGAAAGACUUGUUCUUCCUAGGUUUUGCGAGAUGUGCUGUGACUGCAGAAUGUUUCAUGUUCGUAAGGUAUGUGCAGCCAAUUUUGGAGAUAUCUGCAGUGUGGUUGGGCAGCAAGCUACUGAAGAAAUGCUGCUGCCGAGGUUUUUCCAGCUCUGCUCUGAUAAUGUGUGGGGAGUUAGGAAAGCCUGUGCUGAAUGCUUCAUGGCAGUUUCUUGUGCAACGUCACAGGAAGUCCGGAGGACAAAAUUGUCAACCCUUUUUAUUAAUUUGAUUAGUGAUCCUUCACGAUGGGUCCGCCAAGCUGCUUUUCAGUCUCUGGGGCCUUUCAUAUCGACUUUUGCUAAUCCAUCCAGCAGUGGCCAGUACUUUAAAGAAGAAGAUGGUAAAAACCCAGAAGGUUGUGGUUCUGCACAGGAAAACAGUGAACAAGUCAGGACUACAGAAGAUGUCACAAGAGAGGAUGAGCUCAACAGGACAGAGGAUUUGUCUUCACGUGUCGAUAAUGACCAUUUUGCAACAAAACUUGAAAAUGCCUUGGAAGAUCAAAAUACAGUGUCAAAUAACUCCCAGAGGGAAAGUGAUUUCCAGACUGAGUCAUCCUUCCAUUGCACUUUGUCUUCAGAAUCUUGUGGGAAAAUGGCUGACGACAACAAGCGAAGUUCUCAUUGCUAUACAGCAGGUCUGCGGGAGGCUGGGCUGAAUUCACAGGAAACCUCUCUUUCAGAGCAGGAAUUGUACAACUCUUUCCAUUUCUGGAGGACUCCACUUCCUGAAAUAGAUAUUGACUUCGAGCUUCAGCAGACUUCUGAGAUAAUACUCGACAGAGAAUUUCAGGAACUCACUAUGCCAGUGUCUCCAAGCAUUCCUAUGGCAACAAGGAAAGAAUUGGAAGAAAUGAUAGAAAAUUUGGAACCUCAUAUAGACGAUCCAGAUGUUAAAGCACAAGUGGAGGUGUUGUCUGCUGCACUCAGAGCAUCCAGUUUGGAUCCUCAAGAAGAGACAAUGGCCAGUGUCAGCAAGGGAACAGAAUCACAGACAGAACUAACCAUCAAUGACCAACAAAAUUUUAAACCUAUACUGGGUGAUAUUGUGCCUUUAAUUGGUGACGCUGUUGAGAAUAUGGAUUCUACACUUCACUAUAUUCAUAAUGAUUCAGAUUUGAGCACCAACAGUAGUUUCAGCCCUGAAGAAGAAAGAAAAUCCAAAGUACAGGAUGUUGUACCUCAAGCCUUGCUGGAUCAGUAUUUAUCUAUGACUGAUCCAUCUCGUGCACAAACAGUUGAUACCGAGAUUGCCAAACACUGUGCCUACAGCCUGCCAGGUGUGGCACUUACAUUAGGCAGACAGAAUUGGCACUGUUUGAAAGACACCUAUGAGACACUGGCAUCUGACAUGCAGUGGAAGGUUCGGCGGACACUGGCAUUUUCUAUACAUGAACUUGCAGUUAUCCUUGGAGACCAGCUUACAGCUGGAGAUUUAGUUCCUGUCUUCAAUGGCUUUUUAAAAGAUCUAGACGAAGUCAGGAUAGGUGUGCUUAAACACUUGCAUGACUUUCUGAAGCUUCUUCAUCUUGACAAAAGACGAGAGUAUCUUUAUCAGCUUCAGGAAUUCCUAGUGACUGAUAACAGCAGGAACUGGCGUUUCCGUGCUGAGCUGGCUGAGCAACUGAUCUUGCUUCUAGAUCUGUACAGUGCCAGAGACAUUUAUGACUACUUGCGACCUAUUGCUUUCAGCCUCUGUGCAGACAAAGUGUCUUCUGUCCGUUGGAUUUCUUAUAAGCUGGUUAGUGAAAUGGUGAAAAAGCUCUACAUGGCUUCAACAUCAACUUUUGUGGUAGACCUCAUGAAUGAACUUGUUGAAAAGUUUUGCAGAUGCCGCAAAUGGUCUGGUCGACAAACUUUUGUCUUUAUUUGCCAGACUAUCAGUGAAGAUGACUGCCUGCCCAUGGACCAGUUUGCUGUGCAUCUGUUGCCACACUUGUUACACUUGGCAUCUGACAGGGUUCCAAAUGUUCGAGUCCUGCUUGCAAAAACGUUAAAGCAAACCCUUUUAGAGAAAGAGUAUUUUCUAAAUUCUGCCAACUCACAUCAAGAGGCUGUGGAACAAACAAUUAUGGUGCUUCAAAUGGAUGAUGACAGUGAUGUCAAAUAUUUUGCAAGCAUACACCCUGCCAGUACCAAAAUUGCAGAUGAUGCCAUGAGCACUGCUUCAUCAACUUAUUAAAAAGUUCUGAAUGUUGCUAUAAUUAAAAAAAAUUUAAACAAACUGUCCUCAAAUGCUUCUAAAAUGGUUGAUCUAGGACAACCUCUUUGGAAGGAGAGAUUUCUUGUCAGAUUUAACAGGUGGAUGUUAUGUAAACCUGAUACCAAGGAUUUUAAGUCAAGAAAAAUAAACAUACCUGUGUCAGCUUGACUUUAGAAAAACACUGCUCAGAGGAUUAUUUUUGCCACCGAAGCCUUAAAUCUUCUGUCUUCCUGGACAAAUGAAACUUGAAUUGGCAGAUCAUUUUCAUUGUAGAAAGGAUGUGAUUUCCAGAGACCUGCAUUGUUUCUCCUGAGGAGUUAACUUAGCAAGUAUUUUCUGUAGCAACUGAUAGAUGAAAUGGCCAGAAAGGCAAAUUUAUACCGGGAUGUAAGACCUCCAGUAUUAGCGAUAAAAGUUUUUAUCAUUCAAGGACUUGAUUUGUGUGCAGCUGGGCACACCCUUAAGUGGGAAUAGCCUUGAUGUUUGUAAAUGGGGAAAAGUAGAAAUUUGGAUUUCUCUUAAGGGCUCAGUGCUAACACUAAACUAGAAUUUGAUUUUAAUCCUUAAAUGCAGCAUAUUGCUGUACCCAUUAGCAAGAAAACUUUGCUGAGUACCUGUGUCCUAAUUAUUUUCAUGCUGGUCAUGACCUAAAGGAAAUUUAUUAGCACAUGUACUUUAAGUCAGGUAUUUUUAACUUGAUCAUGAUCGGCUCUGAGGUGCAACUUUUUUUCUUCAUAUACUGUACAUAUCUGUGAGCCUCCUUGGAGUGCUGCAGUCUUUAAUCAUGUUGUUUAAAGCUGUUGUCAUACAAGUUGUUCUCUACUUGUCCAAAUAAAAUUUAUUAAUAAGAUUGAAAGCAAUCCUGUGACCUUUUUAAGACAUUAAAAGAAUAAGUUUGAAAUUUAA